Messenger RNA from Prunus armeniaca (apricot), 447 nucleotides. The record is from the annotation of a GenBank genome assembly. Lineage: Eukaryota; Viridiplantae; Streptophyta; Magnoliopsida; Rosales; Rosaceae.
AUGCCAGACAUGAGGAGAUGCUUGGAGAGGCAAGCACGAGAAAUUAAAGAAAGAAGGCGUAGACGAGCUGAAGAAAAAAGAGUGCAGCACGAAGAAGAUGAACAAGUUGCCAUGGCAGUGGGUUUGCUCGAUCUAGAAAGCCAAGGCCGCAGUCGUGGUUCACAAGUCGGCCAUGACCCGAACGUGGACAGACAUAGGCAUUCGCAGGGUAAAAAUCUUUUGGAAGAUUACUUUAUCCCAAAUUAUGUGGACUCUAAUGUUGAUUUUCAAGGGCGAUAUAGAAAGCAACCUCAUUUGUUCAAUAAAGUCAUGCAUGAUGUUUGCAAUUACGAUGCAUACUUCUUUCAAAAAUGUGAUGCUGUUGGGGUUUUGGGGCUUCUUCCGGAGCAAAAGCUUACAACUGUUAUACGAAUGCUGGCAAUUGGAGCAUUUCCACCUGUCGACUAG